This is a messenger RNA of Ceraceosorus bombacis, 966 nucleotides long. Lineage: Eukaryota; Fungi; Basidiomycota; Exobasidiomycetes; Ceraceosorales; Ceraceosoraceae. The record is from the annotation of a GenBank genome assembly.
AUGUUUGGAGGAACUCGCACGAAUGGCUUGGCAGCUGCGCGUCAGCGCCAGGCGCAACAGUUGCCAGAGGAUGCCUCGGUGGGCAGGUUCAAUGCGGGAUUUGCAGAGUCGCACGAGAUUAGAGAAGUAGGUGGAGCCAUGACAAUUGCAGAGGUCAAGUACUCGCUGGAGAAGGAGACGACUGUAGAUGAAGAGAGGCAUGUUGGAGGAUAUAGCAAAUCUGCGUGAGUUGUAGGCACGGAUGUCGGGCUCGAGGCGAUGAAUGCAGGGGCUCGGAGAGACUGGUAAGACCGAUAUGAGCUGCUGAUAAGACGCUACAAGGGCUGGACCGCAGAGUUCGAAAAGGGGCAGCAGUGUCUCUCAAGCUGACAAGCUGACGAGAUCGUUUUGCCUGCAUGCAUACAGCGUGCUACAAAAGUGUAUGGACUAUGCCGAGGCAUUCAGCAAGUUCAAGGAUUUCUCUUCCAUUAAGGCAGUGCGCGCGUGAGUCCGACAUUCUGAAGGAGAGAUGCCGAGAUCAUGUGCCCAAUGGCGUCGGUGAUAAGUGAAGUCUGACUGAUGCAGACUGAUUUGAUUCUCAUUCAGCGAAUUGAUCGAGCGUGACUAUCCCAAGCCGCUCUAUGACGACCAAGGAAAGCCGACUGCGUUCGAAGAGAAUGAAAAUAAUGUUGGCACACUGUACUUGACGAGGUUCGAAAUGGCUCAGCUUGUCAAUCUUUCCAUCGAGGAUGUUGAGGAAGCAAAGACUUUGAUCCCAACGUGAGUUGACGGUCGUCGUCUUGCAAGCUCCCAAAUGGCCCUCUUUGAGCUUGAACAUGCAUGCUAACUCGUGCUGAGUCGACUGGCCUUCCGGGGCACAUGCUGCCAUAUCGCCAUACGCAUGCCAACAGCUUGGCAGACAAGGACGAUGCGCAGCUCGAGCAGGUCAUCGCAUCCCUCUCCACCCGCAGACGUUUUCAGAAUUGA